AAAGACACAGAUCUGACUACGAAAGGAUCCGAAUCAGAGAAGAAACCUGGAGGCAUCUCUCUCCGAAUCUGGCCACCGACUCAGAGAACUCGCGACGCUGUCUUGAAUCGCUUGAUCGAGACUCUAUCAACCGAGUCUAUCCUCUCCAAGAGAUACGGUACGGUUAAAUCUGAUGAGGCCACAACCGUCGCGAAAUCGAUUGAAGAAGAGGCUUAUGGUGUUGCUUCGAACGCUGUGUCGGGUGAUGAUGAUGGGAUUAAGAUUCUUGAGCUUUAUUCUAAAGAGAUUAGUAAACGUAUGCUUGAAUCUGUGAAAGCUCGAUCUGAUAAUGCUAGUAGUGUUGGGAAUGGAACUGAAUCUGUUGAGGAUGCUUCUGAGGUUUCUAAAGAUGAUGCUCCUUCUGUGUCUGAGGAGGAGAAGAGUGAGGCUUGAGAAAUUUGGUUCUAGGGUUUUGCUCUCUUUUUUUUACUAGAUCUGUGUUCUUGUAAUGAUGAUAUUGACUUGUGGAUGUGGUUAUUACUAUGCCUAUUUGAAGAUGUCUUCUUCUUUUCUAAUAUGAGUGAGAUGUGUCUUCAUUUUGUUGAUUUUGGUUUAUGAGAUUUGAUGAUACUUGGCAAAUUAUGCAUCUUUUGUUGGUAAAAUUGAUUUCCU
Molecule: messenger RNA, 651 nt
Organism: Camelina sativa (false flax)
Lineage: Eukaryota; Viridiplantae; Streptophyta; Magnoliopsida; Brassicales; Brassicaceae
Product: WPP domain-containing protein 2
Biological process (GO): lateral root development; mitotic cell cycle
Source: RefSeq, a predicted model, not a curated record